Messenger RNA from Rhinichthys klamathensis goyatoka, 1452 nucleotides. RefSeq names its product GTPase IMAP family member 8-like. Gene Ontology annotation, molecular function: GTP binding. Lineage: Eukaryota; Metazoa; Chordata; Actinopteri; Cypriniformes; Leuciscidae. The record is from RefSeq and is a predicted model, not a curated record.
AUGCUCUCCGAUCCCCUCAACAUCAGCGAAACUGGCCCGCUGAUGUUGAUCAGGAAGGAAUGGAAGGCUCACCCGAGCUGGUGGUGUACGGCCGGGGAGAAACCGAUCAUCGAGCCUUCCGCGAGCGGCCCCUCCUCUAGCGCGCUGCCAAGGGUGGCUGAGGAGGUUCAAGAUCUUCCUGAUCAUAAACCUCCCCAACCAUCUCCUGCGCGUCCGGAAGAUCCAGUGAUCCGGGUUCUUCUGAUGGGCAGGAAGGGAUCUGGGAAAAGCUCUUCUGGAAACACUAUACUGGGAGAAAGAAAGUUUAAAGUUAAAAAGAAACAUGAAGCUGAAGUGUGUGAAGAAGUAACUCAGACCGGAGAGAAGCAGGUGUGUGUGAUUGAUUGUCCAGAUCUAAUGGAUCCAGAUCUGAAUAAAGAGAAGCUGGAGAAGAUGAAGGAUCAGCUGGUCUCUCGAUGUUCAUCAGGUCUCAGUGCAGUUCUGCUCACCGUUCCUCUAGAGGAACCUGUGGGAAACGAGGAGGAGAUCCUGGAUUAUAUCAAGCGUUUAUUAGGUCCUGAAGUUCAGAAGUACAUCAUGAUUCUGUUCACACAUGAAGAUGUUCUGGAUGAACCGCGGGCCAUUGAUGAAUAUCUACAAGAUCAUGAGGAUCUCCAGCGACUGGUGACUGAAUGUGGAGGAAAGUUUCACUGUUUCAAUAACAGGAGUAAAUCAAACAUCAAAGAAAGUCAGAAACGAGAACUACUGCAGAAGAUCGAAGGAAUGACGCAGGGCAAUAAGGGGAAAUUUGUCACGGCAAAAAUGAAGAGGAGUGACAGCAAAGACUUUCCUGGGGUCAACUUUUCAUCAGAAGAUCCAGAUGAGAUUGAUGUGAUUCCUGAGAGGAAAGACCAGAUCAGACUAAAAACUGGAUCUGGGAAAAGUGGCACUGGAAACACCAUAAUCGGCAGAAACCUGUUUAAAUCUACAGCCGGUUCAAAAUCUGUGACGAAACAGUGUCGGUUUGCAGAAACUACAGGGAGGAUGGGUAAAGAGAUCUCAGUGAUCGACACUCCUGGACUUUAUGAUACUAAACUCAGUGAUGAAGAGGUUAAAACUGAAAUAGGGAAAUGCAUGCUUCUCCUGGCUGGACCACAUGCUUUUAUUAUCAUGAUUAAAGUGGAUUGAUUCACUUAGGAGGAGAACAACACAAUACAACAGCUCAAAAAAGUGUUGGGAGAAGUAAUACUAAAAUAGAUCAUCUUCACUCACAAAGACCAGUAGGAGAAAGAAAAGCAAAGUAGUCAGCAGUUUUUAGAGCACUGUGAGCCAAAUCUUAGAAAACUCAUACGCAGUUGUGGAAACAGAUUCCUCUGUCUGGACAACAACUCUGCCAGUUUCCCACAGUUCAGAGAUCUGCUCAGUAAAAUAGAGAAGAUGGUGGAACUUGAAAACUUUUUGUCUGUUCAGUAA